This is a messenger RNA of Closterium sp. NIES-65, 1770 nucleotides long. NCBI's taxonomy places the organism in Eukaryota, Viridiplantae, Streptophyta, Zygnematophyceae, Desmidiales, Closteriaceae. The record is from the annotation of a GenBank genome assembly.
AUGGAGGUAGUUGGAGUUGGGGUUGACAAAAUGACGGGUGAGGAUGAGGCUGCACUUAUCUCUCAUACCCCCCUUCCCACCACUGCGUGCAGCCCCACCCCGCCCCCGACAGCUCAGCUGAGAGGGCUGGAGGGUAAGUUGAGGCCAGUGCGACAACCACAUGCAACCCAGCCACAUGGGCCGGCGGUGCUUCACUCAUCUCUCGCUGGACCAGGUCACCCUCCCUCCCUUACAGACCUGGAGGCGUCAGAGCCCUCAUCGGGCUUGGGGGCGGCUGUAUCUGACUUGCUGGCGAUACAGAACACUCGCAUACCCCUCCCUACUCCCACCCCCCCGGCCCCAGUGGUACACGCCCACGAAGCCCCCCUCAUGGACCUUCCUCUUGCAGCCCCCAUCCUGCAGGAACCGUUCCACCCUUCUCCGAUGGAGACCGAUCUGAUCUUCAGACCGUGCGCCUCUGACGCAGAUGUAGGUGCACCACUCCGACCUACCUCUCCCCACCCAUCCCCAUCACCAGCCCCACCUAUCACCACGGCAGAUAGUUCCGAGGGCACGGCCACGGCCGGCCCCACUGACACAGCGACGUCACCAGACGAGGUCGUGAGGACACCCUCCGAUCUCGUUUACCGGGCGAAUGGAGUGGUGACCACCAUUCACUCAGAGUGCGGGACCCGUCAGGGCGACCCGCUCAGCCCUUUCCUGUAUGUCCUCACACAGCGAAUGGCUCUACAGCCAGUUCUAGCUGAGGGCGAUGUCCAGCUAUGGUCAUACGCAGAUGACACUUACGUGCUGGGCCCUCCUUCCAGGGUGCUACACCACUUCGCAGAGAUUGUGAGGCACUUGCGCAAGCUGGGCCUUGCGGUCCAGCCACAAAAGUGUCUCGUCUACGGCAGAGAUUUUGUGACUUCCAGGGAGGUGGAGGCCUUCACGAGUCAGGGGAUUGAGGUCGCUCGCAGAGGACUCAUCGUCACGGGAGUGCCGUGCGCGCCGAUCCUUUGCUCCCUCCCAGUGUGUGGCGCGAGCUUCCGACAGAGCUUCGCAUCGGAUGAUGUUGACCAGAUUGAUCAAUCACUGCGGACGGCGCUGGAGGGCCUCCCACGUGACAUCCUCUCUCUCUUCCCCCCCUGGCACUCUUGUGUCUCUGCUGCCCCUGAUUCUCUUUUCACAGGAGUGAGCCGCGUCUUGGAGGCGCGGGCCUUGGAGUCAGUCCAGGCCCGUCACACUAACCCCUUGGACCUUGCCCGUUUGACAUCCCUUCAGGGCGGAGGUGCAGGCGCGUGGUUGAUGGUGGUGCCGUACGCAGACUCGCUGCGCAUCCCAGAGGCACAGUGGCAGGUGGCCUCAGCUUUCCGUCUCGGCCUCCCUAUCCCCCAACUAGCCCUCGCAGGUCAGUGUUCUUAUGGGCAGGCGAUCGACGACAUGACGGUACCUCACCACGUGGUGCGGUGCUCCCGCUUCGGAGUCGCCACGGUCAUCCACGACACCGUGAAAUACAUGCUUCGGGACUUUGCUUCUGAGGCAGGUUUCGCGGUGAAGGUGGAGGACACCACCUUGAUUCUGCACCUGGAGGCAGCUAGAGCGCGACUGCAGGGACUCUCGGGGACGGGGUACUGGGACAGUCAGGGGCACCGUGGGGACGGCAGCAGCAGUAGGGUGGGCUCGGUCGAGAGGCUGGUGAGCAGGAGGGCCGAGAGGGGCAGGAUGGGCUGGCUAGUGGGGGAGAGGAGGGGGGGCAGCAGCAGCACCGGCAGCAGCAGCAGCAGCAGCUAG